CGCUGUCAUAUAUGGGCUGUCGUCAUGAUACUGCGUCGCUGUCGACUUGUCAUGCAUCAUUCUCCAGCGUCAAGAGACUUGUUCUCGUCACCAGCCACGUCCGUCGGUGAUCCUAGUUGUAGUAGGAGAUUUGGCAGGGUCUAGCCUUUCGAAGAUCUCGUCUUUCGAACUCCGAGCCUCAUGUAAGUACUUAUCGAUAUGAUCCUCACUGUUACGUUCAAGGUCACUUGAUCUUUGAACGCCACACGUUAUGGAUUACGACUCAGAUGCUGCGGCGUCGGAACAAGUCAAAGACGAUAAUGACGAGAUAGACGACCGAGAAGAAAUAGCGCCCAAAUAUUCAAAGGGCAAGAAGCUCAGCGUCAAGGAUACCAAGUUGGCCGCCACCCUGGCCCAGCAGUUCGGGGGGAUUCCCGGAGUACCGGUUGGGGCAAAAUGGGGGAGUCGCAAAGAUUGUUCUGAAGCUAGUGUGCAUCGCCCACCCAUGGCUGGUAUACAUGGCACUCAAAGAACCGGCGCCUUUUCUAUUGUUGUUUCGUGUCACUACAGAGAUGACAAAGAUUACGGCGACACGAUCUACUAUACAGGCACAGGGGGUCGCAAGCGGUGGACUGAUACCAUUCCUCCAAAGCGUAUCCGUUUAGGUCCGCAGGUUUUCGACCAACUGUGGACGGAUCAAGGAAACGAAGCACUUGUCACAUCGCGUGACACGGGCAACCCCGUACGCGUCGUCCGCAGCCACAAAGUGCUUUCCGAUUUUGCGCCUGCAGAAGGCUAUCGGUACGAUGGUCUGUACACUGUUGAAAGUGCAUGGAAAGAAAAGAACCCCCAAGGUCUUGAUAUCUGUCGUUAUAGGCUGGAGAGGGUUCCAGGUCAACCCCCACUGCCUCGUCGCUCGCUUGGAUAUACCGCUCGUCAGCCAUCUCCCGCCUCCGUAGCCACAUCAGACACCAUCGUCUCGCCCUCAGUCAUGUCCAUCAGCCGUAAGCGCAAAACCCGGUCAUUUGCACCCCAAGGUGAUCCACCGAUCUAUGCCGAUGUCGCGUCUAAGAAGUACAAACUCGCCAACCGACCGCCGCCCCAGCCAUUCUCGUCUUCAUCAUCUUCAUCUGCCGCGCAGCCACAUGUUUUAGCGUCGGUUCUGGUGACUAUUCAAAGUCAAACCCCGCUGCAAAGAUACAACCAGCGGGUGCAAACAGAGAUGCAGCAACAUUUUUCUGGAACUUCCGUGAAGAGGACGCCUGCGAAAAGGCAACCGUGGGGCACCCUUUUAAGAUCUAGCAUGUUGUCUGGCCCAUCCCAGGCCAAUAGCACCCCAGCGAGGCCCAUGCUGAGGAUCUCCUAUCAUGAGGACGACGAAGAUGCGGAUGAUGAAGUUGUGGACGACGAAGAUGCGGGCAUGUUACACGACGAUGAAGACAUGACACUUGAAGAUCUCGAAACUAUGCCUUCCCCAUUCUCAUCUUUCUUGUCCCCCUCGCCCUUCUCAGAGAGUCCAUCACAGCUGUAAAACAAUUCACUACAUCCCGGCUCUUCCGCUUUUCUUGCUUUCACGACCUGAAUCCACGCCAACUCUCGAUUUCAUCCUUCUCAUUCACGCCACUCUCGAUUCCAUCCUUCUCAUUUCAUUUCAGGAUGUACAAUACCCA
This is a messenger RNA of Suillus clintonianus, 1649 nucleotides long. Its product is annotated as PUA-like domain-containing protein. Gene Ontology annotation, molecular function: ubiquitin protein ligase activity. The transcript is spliced from 9 exons. The record is from RefSeq and is a predicted model, not a curated record. The coding region runs from base 251 to 1510 and encodes 419 amino acids. Gene Ontology annotation, biological process: negative regulation of gene expression via chromosomal CpG island methylation; protein ubiquitination. Lineage: Eukaryota; Fungi; Basidiomycota; Agaricomycetes; Boletales; Suillaceae.